Molecule: messenger RNA, 1265 nt
Organism: Gracilinanus agilis (Agile Gracile Mouse Opossum)
Lineage: Eukaryota; Metazoa; Chordata; Mammalia; Didelphimorphia; Didelphidae
Gene: SLC25A40
Product: solute carrier family 25 member 40
Exons: 11
Coding region: 128-1138 (336 amino acids)
Biological process (GO): mitochondrial transmembrane transport
Source: RefSeq, a predicted model, not a curated record
UUAGGUCGCAGCCCCCGUGGGGAGUGGAUGCCGUUAGCGGAGGAGGUCGUCCUCCCCCAUCUCCUGGGCUCUUCCCUCCUUCGGGGAUUGUCCGCGGCACCACUUUAUCUUGCCAGGUAUUAUCAUUAUGGAAGAUAAAGAGAUAUCAACAGUGAAUCUCACGGUGACACCUUUGCAGCAAAUGAUGGCCUCAUGUACCGGAGCUAUACUUACAUCACUAAUGGUGACACCUUUGGAUGUUGUUAAAAUUCGUCUUCAAGCUCAGGACCACCAAUAUCCCAAAAGAAGAUGUUUUUUAUAUUGUAAUGGACUGAUGGAUCAUCUGUAUUACUGUGACGAGGGUAGCCACAAAGCAUGGUACAAGAAGCCUGGCCGCUUCAGUGGAACAUUGGAUGCCUUUUUGAAAAUUGUUCGAAAUGAGGGCAUAAAAUCAUUGUGGAGUGGUCUUCCCCCUACACUAGUGAUGGCAGUUCCAGCUACAGUUAUAUACUUUACUUGUUAUGACCAGUUAUCUUCAUUUAUGAAAUCUAAACUAGAAAAUGAUGCCUACAUACCAAUUUUUGCUGGAAUUCUGGCCAGAUUAGGUGCAGUAACUGUAAUAAGUCCCUUAGAGUUGAUUAGAACCAAAAUGCAAUCCAAGGCAUUUUCUUAUAAGGAAUUACAUCUGUUUAUCAGACGGAAAUUGUCACAGGAUGGUUGGAUUUCACUCUGGAGGGGUUGGAGUCCUACUGUUCUUAGAGAUGUGCCUUUCUCAGCAAUGUACUGGUAUAACUUUGAAGUGCUUAAGAAGUGGCUUUGCAAAUGCUCUGAUAAACGUGAGCCAACCUUUGCGAUUAAUUUUACUGCAGGGGCAUUAUCUGGUUCUAUUGCAUCUGUUGCAACUUUACCAUUUGAUGUAGUGAAAACACAAAAACAGACCCAACUUUGGAGAUAUGAAACUUCAAAAGGUUCACAUGUCCUACCUACAACAACAUGGGACAUAAUGAAGUUAAUCGUUGCUAAAAAUGGAAUUUCUGGAUUAUUUGUAGGACUGAUUCCCCGAUUAAUUAAAGUUGCUCCUGCUUGUGCCAUUAUGAUCAGUACAUAUGAAUUUGGGAAGGCUUUUUUCCUUAAACAAAACCUCAAAAAACAGGAAUAAUGUAGUGCCGACUGUUGGGUGUUGAAAUAAUUAUCAUGGCCAUAUUAUUAGCUGGAGAAUUCUCAGAAAUGUGGAAACUUCAGGUCUAUAUUGAAAUAUCUUUUCUUUAUUUUAAAAGAAGCAUUAA